GGAAUAAAUAUUGUUGCUAGAACAUCUACACAGUUAACUUAUAUCUAGCUACAAUCUCUUGGCCUUGUUCACCACCACCAACAUCACAAAAAAACAUGGAGAUUUUGUCACAAAUGUGGUCUCUUCUCGGCCUUCUAACAGUUCUCCAAAACAUCUUACCCGCACAGCUUCUGUCCCUUGUCCACUCCUUGUACGAGUCAUUUCAAGACCUCAUCUCCCCGUAUUCCUACUUCGACGUCCCCGAGUUUAACGGCUACUGUGGCGUCGAUAUGAACGACCUUUAUCGCCAUGUCAAUCUCUAUCUCAACUCUCUCAACUCUUCCAUCACUGCCCGACGCCUUACGCUCUCUCGUUCGAAGUCUUCGAAUUCUAUCUCCUUCACUCUUGCUCCUAAUCAAACUCUUGCUGACUCUUUCAAUGCUCACACUCUUUCUUGGACUCAUUAUGUCGAAACUGUUCCGGAUUCUUUAGAAGAGAAACGUAGCUUCACUCUCAAGCUACCUAAGCGCCAUCACCGCGCCCUUUUACCACCUUACCUCCAGCACGUCACGUCUCGUGCUGAGGAGUUUGAGCGGGUUUCGAGGGAAAGAAGGCUCUUUACUAACAAUGGUAAUGCUUCUUAUGAGUCCGGAUGGGUUUCGGUCCCUUUCCGCCAUCCUUCUACUUUCGAUACGUUAGCACUCGAGCCGCAAUUGAAGAGGCAAAUAACGGAGGACUUGAGAGCAUUUUCUAAGGGUAAGGAGUUCUACCAAAGAGUCGGACGUGCAUGGAAGCGGGGUUACUUGCUUCACGGUCCACCAGGGUCCGGAAAGUCAAGCCUAAUCGCUGCAAUGGCUAACUAUUUGUGCUAUGAUGUUUAUGAUCUUGAGCUCACCAAAGUGACAGACAACUCAGAGCUGAGAGCUUUAUUAAUACAGACCAGCAACAGGUGUAUUAUUGUGAUCGAAGACAUAGAUUGUUCUGUGGAUCUAACUGCUGAUAGAGUGGUUAAGAGUAGGAAAAGAUGCCAGCAACAGCAAGCAUCCAAAGAAGAAGACAGCGGUCGCGUCACCUUAUCAGGGCUGCUCAACUUCACUGAUGGAUUGUGGUCAUGUUGUGGAGAGGAAAGGAUCAUUGUUUUCACAACAAAUCAUAGAGACAAUGUUGAUCCUGCGCUGGUUAGAUGUGGCCGUAUGGAUGUGCAUGUCAGCUUAGGCACUUGUGGGAUCUAUGCAUUCAAGGCCUUGGCCUUGAACUACCUCGGAAUAGACUCCCAUUCUCUAUUCGAUCUAGCCGAGAGCUGCAUAAGAUCCGGUGGCUCUCUCACGCCAGCACAGAUUGGCGAAAUUCUGUUACGGAACAGAGGAAAUGCUGAUGUAGCAAUGAAGGAGGUGGUGGCUGCUAUGCAAGCUCGAAUUUUGAGCAAGGAGCAUUUGACAGAUUAUGAAGAUACUGCAACCAGGUCACCACAGAGUGUGUUGACGGUGGGUUCACCGGAUAAUUGGGACUCGUCGCCGGGGAGAAUCGGCGGGAAGAAGAGAAAGGAAAAUAACUUGGAGAAGAAGGCAAAGUUUCUUCUUAGACUUAGAUCUUUCACCAAGUCUGACUCUGGUAAAAGGGUGAUGUGAAUGAGUCAGCACAUUUAGUUUUUGACUUGUUGGUGAAAUGUAAUUUGUCACUCGACCCUAAUUUAGGCUACUUUUAAUGUUUUGUCAUUCUUAUUUAUGCUCAAAUGUAAAGUUUCUGGAAAAUUAUGAUUUUUAGCAUCCUCCGGUAAUUUUUUCUUA
Molecule: messenger RNA, 1766 nt
Organism: Mercurialis annua (annual mercury)
Lineage: Eukaryota; Viridiplantae; Streptophyta; Magnoliopsida; Malpighiales; Euphorbiaceae
Product: AAA-ATPase At4g25835-like
Exons: 1
Coding region: 96-1607 (503 amino acids)
Molecular function (GO): ATP binding; ATP hydrolysis activity
Source: RefSeq, a predicted model, not a curated record